UUUCUUUUCUCUACAAAGUAAAAAAAAAAAAAGGAAAAAAAGAGAGGAUUCUCUCGCCAAAUCUCCGUCGUCUCGUUCUCUUCUUCUUCCAUAUAAACCCCACAGCCACCACAAUCGCCACCAGUAACAGUAGCUCCCGAUUCUCCCGCCGGCGGCCUGCCUCCGUUUCGUUGGAAGUGUUCGGGAGACUCGGAUUUUGGUUUUUUAUUUAUUUAUAACUCGCUGAAAUCCACCUCCGUCGCUGGCUGCCGCGCGCUCGUCUCUCUCAAUGGUGGAGAUGAUGACGGCGGCGACGACGACGACAGAGGAGAAGAGCGAGAGCUGCGGGAGCCGAGCAGUGCAGGAAGGCAGGUCCUCGUCGGCGUCUCCGCCGCCGCAGGGGAGGCAGCAGAGGCAGAAGCUGGAGGUGUACAAUGAGGUUCUCCGUCGGCUGAAGGAAUCGGACAAUGAAGAGGCCGGUCGUGACGGCUUCGACGACGAGCUCUGGUCUCACUUCAGCCGCCUCCCCGUUCGAUAUGCAUUGGAUGUAAAUGUGGAAAGAGCUGAGGAUGUUCUAAUGCACAAGAGACUACUGCAUUUGGCUCACGAUCUGGCUAAUCGGCCGGUGAUCGAAGUCCGGCUAGUACAGGUUUCUCCUAGUCCUGAUGGUAAGUGGACUGAUGAUUCUAACUAUCCAGGAUCUAAUGGGGAGGAAUCUGCCCAAAGCAGUCGACAGAGUAUGCACCCACCUCCUGCAUUUGGUUCAUCUCAUAAUCUUGAAGCACUUGCACUUGAAGGAAAUGAUUCUGAAGGUCAGGAUAGUGAUCAUUCUGUACAUGCCAAUUCACAGUUCUCUCGGCACAUGCAUGAAAUUACGUUUUCAGCUGAGGACAAGCCAAAACUUUUAAGUCAGUUGACUUCCAUGCUUGCUGAUGCUGGAUUGAACAUUCAAGAAGCACAUGCGUUUUCAACAGUUGAUGGUUACUCAUUGGAUGUCUUUGUUGUUGAUGGUUGGCCGUAUGAGGCAUUGGUUUUGGACCUUUUCAGGAAACGGAGCAGCUUAGAACCGCUUUGUUAAAGGAAGCUUACAAAAUUGAGAAUCAGACUUGGUCAAACCAUCACUCACUACCUUCUACAAAGAAACUUGAGCAAAUUAGUGUCAAAUGUGAUCCUGAUUGCGUGACCAUACCCAACGAUGGGAUUGAUGUCUGGGAAAUUGAUCUUAAACAACUAAAGUUUGACAACAUGGUGGCAUCUGGAUCAUAUGGGGACUUGUACAAAGGUACUUACUGUAGCCAAGAAGUAGCUAUCAAAGUUCUGAAGGCUGAGCGAGUAAAUACAGAUAUGCAGAGAGAGUUUGCCCAGGAAGUCUACAUAAUGAGGAAAGUUCGGCAUAAGAAUGUUGUACAAUUCAUUGGUGCAUGCACCAAACCACCAAGUUUGUGUAUAGUAACAGAAUUCAUGUCUGGCGGCAGCGUGUAUGAUUACCUACAUAAACACAAGGGAGUUUUCAAGCUUCCCUCCUUACUUAAAGUAGCAAUAGAUAUUUCCAAAGGAAUGAACUACUUGCACCAAAACAACAUAAUUCACAGAGAUCUGAAGGCUGCAAAUCUUCUCAUGGAUGAAAAUGAGGUGGUAAAGGUUGCAGAUUUCGGGGUCGCCAGGGUGAAAACUCAAUCUGGUGUCAUGACAGCUGAAACCGGGACCUACAGAUGGAUGGCUCCUGAGGUCAUCGAGCACAAGCCAUAUGAUCACAAGGCCGACGUCUUCAGUUUCGCCAUCGUACUAUGGGAGCUAUUAACCGGAAAGCUUCCAUACGAGUACUUGACACCGCUUCAGGCAGCAGUUGGCGUGGUCCAGAAGGGCUUACGGCCUACGAUUCCCAAGCACAGUAACCCGAAGCUUGCGGAUCUCCUCGAGAGAUGCUGGCAGCAGGAUCCAGCACUGAGACCCGACUUCUCCGAAAUCAUCGAGAACCUGCAACAGAUAGCCAAAGAGGUUGGAGACGACUUGGGCGACGGGCGGAAGGAGAAGUCCCACGGAGGGUUCCUCUCCGCCCUUAGAAGAGGCCACCAUUGAUGAUACAAAAGGUGAAGGGAGAAGAGAAAAUUUGAGCAUGGGAUUUCCACAGCCAAAAAAAAAAAAAAGAACGUGGUGCAGGGUUAAAUUAUUCACUGUUAUCUUCUUGAGGUUGUCAAAUCAAUGUACAGUAAUAUUAUAUCCCAUUUUUCUCCCUCUCGCUUUGUCCUUUGUUACGUUUGUUCGAAAAGAAGAAACAAUCAUACCUGGAUCCUUACUCGGGCUUUUCCGGUUCAUCGUUAUGGGCUGUCGACUGGGUUUUGUUUAACGGGCUCAACUCCUUUGGGCCCAUGGCUAUGAUAAUAUGGGAUGACUGUAGGGGGUGAUAAAGGUUUAGGACUUUAGGUGGUGGUGGAUGUUGUAAUAUAUUUAUUAUUCUAUCCGGAAUAAUUUGGAUUCAACUCAUAUAAAAAUUGGGCACAUAAUUAAAUUCAUGUCUAU
Linum tenue is the source of this 2499-nucleotide messenger RNA. Lineage: Eukaryota; Viridiplantae; Streptophyta; Magnoliopsida; Malpighiales; Linaceae. The record is from the annotation of a GenBank genome assembly.